GUAGAGGAAGAUGGGCACGGAUGUUAGCUCAGGGCCAAUCUUCCUCGGCAAAAAGAGGGGGAUUGGCAGUACUUACCUCAGGGCUAAUCUUCCUCAAAGAAAAAAAAAGAAUACCAUCUUAUUUCCUCUGUUGACAUGUUAUUUCUCUUACUGAUUGAAAUAGGGCUAACAAUAUGCAUCUUUAACUUAUGAAAUCUCUUUAGAGUCAAUUUUGUAGCACUUCAUACUUCACAACUACGCUUAACACUUCUCAUUUCUCACUUCAUAUCUGACACUUCACAAGUGUAGUAACUUUACAGUGGUAUAAUUUCAUUUAUCUGCCCUCCUUUCCUUUGUGCUAUCAUUGUCAUAUUUUUUAUUUCUAGUACAUUAUAAACUCCACUUUACAGCCAUUAUUUAUAAUUUUACAGUCAGCUGUUUUAUAAGGAAAUUACAAGAAGAAAAAUAGUAGUAUUUUAUAUAUACCUACUUAUUUACAAUUUCUGGUGGAUCUCAUUCCUUUUGUAGAUCUGAGUUUCCACUUAAUAUCGUUACCCUUCAGCCUAGAGAAUAUCUUUUAGCAUUUCCUGUUGUGCAGGUCUCCCAGGGAGAUUCUCUCCAUUUUCAUUUAUCUGAAAAUAUCUUUAUUUCACUCUCUCUCUCUCUUUUUUAUUUGCUGAGGAAGAUUUGCCCUGAGCUAACAUCCAUUGCCAAUCUUCGUCUUUUUUUCUUUUUUAUGUGAGCUGCUGCCACAGCAUGGCCGCUAAUGAGUGGUGUAGGUCUGCCCCUGGGAGCCGAUUCCAGGCCACCGAAUCGGAGUGCGCAAAACUUAACCGUUAAGCCAUGGGGGCUGGCCCUUCACCCUCAUUUUUGAGAGAUAUUUUUUCCUGGAUAUAGACUUUGGUCUUGAAAGUUUUUCUUUCAGUACUUUUUUUUUCUUUUUAUUACUUUUCAGCAUUGUCUUCUGGCAUCCAUUAUUUCUGAUGAGAAAUCACUUGUCAUUUUUAAUGUUCCCCUGUAUAUAAUAUCUUUUUUUUUUCUCUGCUUUAAAAAUUUUCUCUUUUACUUUAGGUUUUCAUCAGUUUGGUUAUAGUCUGCCGUGAUAUAUUUUGUGUUUCUUCUGCUUGGGGUUUGCUGAGCUCUUUGGAUCAUUAAGUCAAUAUUUUCAUCAAAUUUGGAAUUUUUGGUCUUUACUUUGGCCACAUUCUCACUAUCUUCUCCUCUGGGCCUGCAAUUAUGUGAAUAUAGACUGUUUGAUGUUGUCCCGCAGAUCCUGUGGCUCUGUUCAUUUUUCUUCAAUCAUUUUUUCUCUUUGUUCUUCAGACUGAAUAAUUUCUAUUGAUUUUUCUUCAAGUUCACUGAUUCUUUUUUUUCCCCAUCUCCAUUCUGCUGUCAAGUUCAUUGAAUGAAUUUCCCACUUCAUUCAUUGUACCUCUGUCUCUGGUCUGUUCUCAGCCCCGUAGGAGCCACUCUCUGUAAGGUUCUGGCUGUCUCCCCUGCUGUGCAUGGAUCCUCAGGAAAGAACUCACAGGACGCCCCACGUAGACUCGGGGCUCUCACACCGCCUGCACUGCUUCUCAUCCCAGUCAUAUCAGCUGCUCCAGACUCUGAUCUUUGCCUCCUCAGCUCAGUGGGACCACCGUGCUCUGCUUAGAUUCUAGCCCACUGUCCUGUGGUCAGGAAACCAUCCCCAGGUAGAGAGUCAUGGCGACCAUGAGGUGCAUUUCAUGAGUUUUGCUUCUUUCAGGAUUACAGUCUUGUGCUGCUUGUUGUUUCCAUCCUGAAAACGACAGUGUCCCGUAUUUUUCAGUCUAAUGGUUGUUUCUGGAGGGAGGGCUCGUCUGACGCUCGGUACUCUGCCAGAGCUGGGAGCUGCCCCAGAGCCCCGUGGCCUGCUCCAGAUGGGCUGGCAUCCAGGCUCGCUGCUCGGCUCUUGCUUUGGGAUCUCUACCACCAUCCUGGGGAUUCCCUUUGUGUCUCUUUUGAGUUAAAUUCUUUGUUUUCUGAAUCCCACAUUUUCUUAUUUUUGGUUGAUUUCUUUAGGCAGAGGAACCUUCAGUAGCUUCCUGAGAAAGGGUAACAGGAAGGUAAAUUUUUUGAGGCCAGUGUGUCUGAAAAUGUCUUUAUUAAACCAUUGCACUUGGUUGAUAGUUGAUUGGGUGGAGAAUUCUACUUUGGAAAUAAUUUUCUCUCAUAAUUUUAGGUGUUUCAUUGAAUAUGUAAUGUCAUAUGAAACUUUUAUGUGGAACUUUGAAACGUGUUGUUUCUUUUUUUUUCUCUCUGCAAGUUUUUAUCAUCUUUUCUUCUCCAUGGUUCUGGAUUCCCACAGUCAUGUUUUGUGUGAGUCUGUCUUCCUCCAUUGUGUGUGCUUAGUGGGCCUGUUGGAUAGUUCUGGGGAAUUUUUGUGAAGCAUUUCUUUGAUUUCUCCCCUUGAUUUUACUAUUCUUUUUUUCCUGAAACUCUUACUAUCCUGAUAAUGGACCUCCUAGGCUGAUUCUGCAAUUUUCUUUUUUUUUUUCUCCAUCUCUUUGUACUUUUUUCUUACUUUGGAGGGAUUUCUUUAACUUUAUCUUCCAACCCUAUGUUGCAUUUUUCAUUUAUGUUAUAUUUUAAUUUUCAAGGGCUCCUUUCUUCUUUCUGAAUGUUCCAUUUUUUCUUUUUUUGAAAUAGUGUUCAAUUAUUGUUUCAUGGAUCUUUGCCUAUCUCUGAAAAGACCAAUGAUUGUUUUUGAGGGGUUUGUCUCUGCGUAGUUUCUGUUUCCUGCAAGUUGCUUUAUUCUGUUUGGCCUCUGAGUUUUGUGUUGUGUACUCUCCUCUGGGGUAUGCGGUGCGUUCCUGGUCAUCUGGAUCCCAGGUUUGUGUAGUGCCAACGUUCCUGCCUUUCGCUUCUCCCCAUGCAUGGCCUAGCAGACACCAUGAGCUCCGGAGAAUGGGGCCUGGUUUCCUUGGAGCCCCUCGCAGCUGGGGAGGAAAUAGGAAGUCUCAGGACUGGAAGAGUUUAUUUGGCAUGUUGUGGCCCAGAGCUCAUUAACUCAAACUUCUCUCAGUGGGGCCUAGGGAAAAAAGGUGGUCACCUCCACAGUGCCAGGGCCAGAAGCUGUGCCCCCAGGAACUGAGGCCUCCAGGUCCAUGCCCACCGUGGACAGACUAGAGGGCCUGCCAUACCUUGAGAAUUAGAUAAAGAGGCACCCAGAGUGCUUGCGCUGGCGAAGGAGGAGGGAUGACCUGCAGCUCGGUGGAGGCCAAAGGCUCACGUUUAUCUUCAGAGAGCCCCGAGAACCUAUGGUUUGUGGAGCAGAGAAAGCCAGCCUGAGCCCCUGAGAGCCCUGACACCUGCUCGCUCCAGUGCCCACCCACGGUCCAUCUCUCUCAGUCCCAGAGCUGGUGAUCUCUGCCCAGAGCGGGCAGCCUCCUGGCCUGGGCACAGUGAAAGUCCAGGUUUGCCCCGGGCCCAGCCCCUCCCGCACCCUAUCUGGUGUCUUUCCUGCCAGGCUGCUGUUUCCACAGAAAGCUACACACAGGCACAUCUCCUCCAUGGCCAUUGUCCAGGAGGGCUUGGCAGCAGUCACUAAUGGGUGUUUGUUAAGUGAAGACAUGUGCGGGACAAGACCCCAAGCUCCUUGCCUAUGGCUUGGCUAAGCUGGGUCAGCUGAUGGUAAAGGCCCCAUGAGAGGACUCUGCCCACCGCCUCCCUGAGUCCCUCACUGCCAUAGCUCAGGCCCCGUCACCGCCAGGUUGUGAGCAUCUUCCCAGGUGUUGCUGAGGCAGAAGUAGAGACCCCUAAUGCUGGAGGAGCAUCAGGUGUGACUGAGUACAAUGGUGCAUUUACAGGCACGGAGAGGGGAAGGCACUGGACGUGCACACAGCCAGCCUCAUGGUAUACCUGGGGCCAGCUUGCCAGACUGAGAGGCUGGAGCUCUUCUGGCUCAGCAUCCCCAGCAGUGAGCCCAGUGUUUGGGGGAGAGAGGGCACACAGAGGCCCCAGGGUCGAGUGCACUUCCUGCUGCAGUGCAGACUGCAGAUCUGGGACACGGCAGGCCAGGAGCGAUUCCGUACCAUCACCCAGAGCUACUACCGCAGUGCCAAUGGGGCUAUCCUUGCUUAUGACAUCACCAAGAGGAGCUCCUUCCUGUCAGUGCCUCACUGGAUCGAGGAUGUGAGGAAGUACGCGGGUUCCAACAUCGUGCAACUGCUGAUCGCCAAACCAGGUCGUCUCUACUCCCCGGGGGCACCGAGUCCUUCUGCAGUCUUGAAUUCUCUCUCUUGGCUUCAAGUCCAGCUGCGCGCGCUUGGCCCGCGCAUCUCCGGCUCCAGCCCAGACCUGGGCAUCCUGUACCUCCGGAACCCCCCUGAGCGUCCCACAGAGCCCUCACACUCACCACGGCCUAGACCGGACCCUGUCUCCUCCCACCCCCGGAAGCUCCCCCUACCAAGUGUUCUCCACCUUAGACAGGGCUAGCACCCUCCACCUGGUCACACCCUGGAAGCUGGCCCUCUCUCCCUCACUCCCGCAUCCUAUCACCCGCCAGGUUGGCCAACCGCUUCCUGCAUAUCUCUGGACUUCAUCCCCUCUUCUGUGGCCCCAUUCUCUGCUUGCUCUCUGUUCCCCGCCUCUGACCCUCCUUCCACCUCUCUCAAGCAACCCUCACCCCCACAUUCUUCUCUGACAUCCUCCUCCACUUGAAGAAUGGGAACCCGGCUGUCCCCAGGACCCUGUCCUUCCUGCUGCUUCUGGCUGGUUUCUCUCCUGACUCCAAACCACAACUUUUGACACGCACGUUGUCUGCCAGGCCGCCCGUUCCCACCUGCUGCUCCUCCUCUUGGUCACUCCCCAUCCUUCAUGGGUGACCUCCACUUUGGAUGCAGGACUUGCUGUUCAGCAUGAGUGCCGCCCUCCCUCUCCGGGACCCUUGGGUAUCCUGGCCUCACAGUCUGUUGGCUUCUUUCCCCCUCACCCCCA
This is a messenger RNA of Equus quagga, 4938 nucleotides long. It is a transcript of the gene RAB43, whose product is annotated as RAB43, member RAS oncogene family. Lineage: Eukaryota; Metazoa; Chordata; Mammalia; Perissodactyla; Equidae. The transcript is spliced from 3 exons. The coding region runs from base 3853 to 4437 and encodes 194 amino acids. Gene Ontology annotation, molecular function: GTP binding; GTPase activity. Gene Ontology annotation, biological process: regulation of exocytosis; protein secretion. The record is from RefSeq and is a predicted model, not a curated record.